This is a messenger RNA of Exaiptasia diaphana, 3082 nucleotides long. Its product is annotated as probable glycoprotein hormone G-protein coupled receptor. Gene Ontology annotation, biological process: G protein-coupled receptor signaling pathway. Gene Ontology annotation, cellular component: membrane. Lineage: Eukaryota; Metazoa; Cnidaria; Anthozoa; Actiniaria; Aiptasiidae. The coding region runs from base 103 to 2880 and encodes 925 amino acids. The record is from RefSeq and is a predicted model, not a curated record. Gene Ontology annotation, molecular function: G protein-coupled receptor activity; protein-hormone receptor activity; protein binding. The transcript is spliced from 6 exons.
AUUUAUUCUAUUGUUUAUUUUGAUUUUAGUAAUCUUCAACUCGGUCACAGCAAAAUUGAAGAAAUAGUUCCUGGAGCGUUUGAUAAUCUCAACAAGCUCUCGAUGCUGAGCCUGGUAUACAAUAGGCUGACRGCAUUUCCUAGUUUCAAGAAACGUUCACAACUCACCGAGCUAUAUUUAGAAGGAAACGAACGAAUCACAAGUUUAUCCAGAGAAAAUUUACAGAACUUACCGCUACUUAAGGAAUUGGACUUAGAGAAGACAGGUAUUACAACCUUACGUGAUGGAAUAUUUCAGAGAAACAAAGCACUUUAUAAAAUAAAUCUGGCAAAUACUAAAUCUUUGACCACAAUUCAUGUAAACGCAUUUGAAGGAGCUUCUUCUUUGCAGACAUUAAUUCUCGACAACACAAGAAUAACAUCUUURCCACARCAUGGACUGGAAAACCUUCAGUAUUUAAGYYUGAAAGAGGUUCCAGACCUUUGGMGYCUUCCUCCAGGUUUAUGGAACUUGCGCGAAGUAUAUCUAAAUCAAUACAAUAGAUUUCUAUGUUGUGCCUUCACAAUGAAUGUUUACAAUGGUGACUGUGUCAGACAAGGUCACCACGGUGCUCAAACAACGCCUACUUCAGGGUCGACAACACCACCACUUAAAACUGAUGAAGGAUGGACUACACAAAAGACAACAUUGCCACCACAUGAUACAACAAGUAAACCUGGAUUUACGUUGCCGGGAGGUGGAGGAGGAGGGCAGCCAUCGAAUGGAACAAAACCUACUGCUGUUUCAUCUAAUGUCAACACCACUAGUUCUGGAGGUAAGAAGUGGACUUGGCCGGGCGGCGGAGGAGGAGGGCAGCCAUCGAAUGGAACAAACCCUACUGCUGUUUCAUCUAAUGUCAACACCACUAGUUCUAGAGGUAAGAAGUGGACUUGGCCUGGCGGCGGAGGAGGAGGGCAGCCAUCGAAUGGAACACAACCUACUGCCGCUUCAUCUAAUGUCACCACCACCAGUUCUGGAGGAAACCAGUGGACUUGGCCGGGCGGCGGAGGGGGAUUUUCAAAGCCCUCAACAUCUCCACCGAGUGCUACCACUAGUAAUAAUGGUGGUGGAUGGUUUCCAGGAGGAGGGGGUGGAUUUGUAACGCGACCAACUGGUAUUUCAACGCAUGAAAAGAAAACGUUUACGUGGUUUAGUAUUCCUGGAAUUCAUAACACCACUGCUGCUCCACCAUCACAAAUAUCUGGAAAUCUUUCUAAUGCGAGUCUUUACAAAUGCCCCGAUGUUCGAAUAGAAGUGAAGUGUUUCCCAGGGCCAGACGCGUUCCAUCCUUGUGAAGACAUAAUGGGCUACACACUUCUCACCGUCGUAUCAGCAAUUGUUGGUUUAGUAGCUUUACUAUCAAAUCUUGUGGUUGGGGUCGUGUUAAUUACAAGUCAAAGACGUCUUAAUGUUACCCGAUUCUUAAUGUGCAACUUGGCGUUUGCUGAUUUUUGCCUGGGACUUUAUAUCUUCAUCCUGACGUGUUUUUCCAUCGAGACACAUGGUGAAUAUUACAACUAUGUCAGGUUAUGGCAGCACGGAGUGGGAUGCAAAGUCUUGGGAUUUCUAGCGGUCUUCUCCUCCGAGCUGUCUCUGUUUACUCUUGUGGUAAUGACAGUGGAGCGAUUUUAUGCCAUUGUGUACGCCAUGCAGCUCAACACUCGCUUGUCUUUUCGCUGGUCUGUGCGAGUGAUGCUUUGUGGAUGGGUAUUCGCUAUUAUAAUCGCCGUUCUCCCAUUAACAGGAGCGAGUAGCUACGACAAGGUUGCUGUUUGUUUACCAUUUGAUGWCACAGAUGCUGGGUCUACUGUUUAUGUGUCCUUCUUGUUGCUGCUCAAUGGCUGUUCUUUCAUCUUAGUCGUCUAUUUGUAUGCAAGGAUGUUGAUGGUUGUGGUCAAAGGAGGUGACAUGGAAGGUGCGCCAAAACGYAACGACAAGAAAGUGGCUAAAAGAAUGGCAUUGUUGGURUUYACUGACAUGGCRUGUUGGGCUCCGAUAGCAUUCUUCGGUCUCUUGGCAGCAUUUGGAGCGCCGCUGAUCAACGUCACGGAAUCCAAAGUACUCCUCGUGUUUUUCUUUCCUAUAAACAGCGUGUGUAACCCAUUUCUUUACGCAUUUUUCACCAAAGCCUUCAAAAGAGAAUUCUACGCUCUUUUAAGUCGCUUUGGUUUUUGUAAGCUUAGAGCGCUGAAGUACAACGGAACUCUAAGUUCGGUGUUGUACUCAAGAUCUCGGCGAAAUCAUACAUAUUCAAACGACGAUAGGCUCAAGAGAAUAUCGACAGUGUCAAGCCCAACUCAGAACGACUUCAAGAGAAUAUCAACUAUAUCAAGUCCAUCAUUUAAUGACUCUAAGCAAAGUAACGUCGAUUUGGUCGGUAAGGCAAGAGAGAAUGGGGAAAGUAUACAAAUGAAUGGCAUUUCUAACUUAGCGUACUCACCGGAUAGCUCACAAACCACACCCAAAACGACCGCAAAGUUCGUUAAAAGUCCUUCACAAGCUGAAGAUGAUGAGGUCUUCAUCGCUUCAACGUCGUCUAAACCAUCUUCUGCGACCAACACGCCACAAUCAACACCCAAAAGGAUUUCAAUUGUUGAAAAAAAUCCAAAUGAGGAAAAAGUACAGCAAGCGUGCAAUAACRUCGACUCUAAAACUUUAGAUAAUGGUGAAUGUGUUACCGAUCAAAAGGACUUUUCAUCUUCAUGUAAACCAGCGUCCAGCUCACCGAAAUCAAUCCUCAAAAAGACUUCAAUAGUGCGAAAUGUUUACGAUGAAAGUAAUGAUAGCCAGUACACUUUGUCUCGAGAAGAUUGCAUUGAAGAAAGUUGCUGCAAAGUGUAAUGAAAACGGAGAGGUCUGACGCGAACUGGUCAAUGAAUGACUAAAUUUAUACACCCAAAAUAUAUUAAUCACUCAAGAGACAAAUGUCUCACCGACGAGAUAUAUUCAUUUAGUACUAGCGACAAUGUUUAUUUCGUACAACAUUACAAUGUUAUCAGUUUUAUGGAAAGUAUUUCUCUACAAGGAUACGUACUCGUAACUC